AUGAAACUAAUAAACUCAAUUAUCAUAUUGUUUACACUGUUUUGUUACUCUUUGGCUUCCAUAUCUAUUAAGGACACCAAAAUAAGUUUCUCUAAAUAUUCAGAUCUCGAACCCAUCAAAUUAGGUGAUUUUGAUUCUAAACAUGCCUUAAAGGAAUCGGCCCCAAUUCUCAUUGACAGAUUAAAUGAAACUAUCUCUUUAAGCUUUAAACUGAAUCAAGAAUCUGCAAAUCAAUUGGCUCUAUUAGUUGGUAACGAUAAGACCGAAUCUUAUAUCUCAUUAGAACCAAAGAAAUCAAAAAAGUCAAAUAAAGAUAAUAUUAUUAUUUUCAGAUUAAAAAUUAGUAAUUUGCCAAAUUCAUUAUUGGAAUCUUCGAUCUUAUCAAAUGAAAAGUUAUCUUUACAUUUAAUUAUAGCUAAUGGUUCAAAAGAUAAAUUAUUCAACAAGAUCACUGAAUUAGAUUUAUCAAAUAUUGUUGGUUACGAGCCAAUUGAAAAUGAAUUUAAAUUUAGAAAGGAACUUUCUCAUACGUUCCCUGAAGAUCACAAGACUGUCGCUCCAUUUAUUGCACAACUAUUCAUGCUAGCUACAGUCUUUACCGUACUAUGUUUAUUCUUCUCAUGGUUCAACUUCAACGCUAUUUCUUUUGAGAAUCUUUCACAAGUCAGCACACUGUACUUUGCCAUCUUUAUUGGAUCAAUUGUCUCCACUGAAUACGUCUUCACAAUGUACUACAUCGGUAGCUCAAUUUUUACCACUUUACAUUAUAUGUUCUACGUUGCUAUAGUUGGUAUAUUAUUUGGUACAAAAUUUUUAAGAACCUCUAAAUCAAUUGUUUAA
Messenger RNA from Kazachstania africana CBS 2517, 840 nucleotides. RefSeq names its product dolichyl-diphosphooligosaccharide-protein glycotransferase (gene SWP1). Bases 1 to 840 code for a protein of 279 amino acids. Gene Ontology annotation, cellular component: oligosaccharyltransferase complex; membrane. The record is from RefSeq and is a predicted model, not a curated record. The transcript has a single exon. Gene Ontology annotation, biological process: protein N-linked glycosylation. NCBI's taxonomy places the organism in Eukaryota, Fungi, Ascomycota, Saccharomycetes, Saccharomycetales, Saccharomycetaceae.